GCGCGGCCAUUGCGAGCGCCCGUCCCGGUAAAGCGGCGGCGCUGCCGGCGCGGCCCCGCACCAUGGAGGGACACCUGGCUCGUUGCAAGAUCGUGGUGGUGGGGGACACGCAGUGCGGCAAGACGGCACUGCUCCACGUCUUCGCCAAGGACUGCUACCCGGAGAGCUACGUGCCCACCGUUUUCGAGAACUACACGGCCAGCUUCGAGAUCGACAAGCAGCGCACUGAGCUCAACAUGUGGGACACCUCAGGCUCAGCCUAUUAUGAUAAUGUCCGUCCAUUGGCAUACCCGGACUCAGAUGCCGUGCUCAUCUGCUUUGAUAUCAGUCGCCCAGAAACCUUGGACAGUGUGCUCAAGAAGUGGCAAGGGGAGACACAGGAGUUCUGCCCCAAUGCGAAAAUCGUGUUGGUGGGCUGCAAGCUGGACAUGCGGACAGACCUGAACACGCUGCGGGAGCUUUCCAAGCAGCGCCUCAUCCCAGUGACACAUGAGCAGGGCAGUGCUCUGGCACGGCAGAUUGGGGCAGUGGCCUACGCCGAGUGCUCCUCCAAGGUGUCGGAGGACAGCGUGCGGGAUGUCUUCCAUGUCACCACACUUGCCUCGGUCAACAGGAUACACAAGAACCUGAAGCGCUCCAACUCCAAACGGGGACUGAAGCGGGCAUCACAGAUGCCCAGCAGGACGAACUUACUGAAUGACACAGAGAUCAGGAAAGACCGAGCCAAGAGCUGUUCCAUCAUGUGAAAAACAGUCUGUAAAUAACGUAUGUGUGUUGUCCAUUUUGUACAGUAACUGGCCAAGACCAGGGCAUGGUGCUGGCUGUAGGAGCCAGCUUGCCUUUCUGAAGCCUUUCUUAGUCCGUAGGGCUGAGCAAAGGUCCCAGCUGCAAACUGGGGUGCAGGAGGCACCCUGCACUGUCAAGACCUCUGGGUCAGCUGCUGCUGUGCUGAUUGCUUGGGAGAAAGGAACCACUUGACAGAGAAGCAUUCAGGCACUGCAAGGUCUAUGGUUGGAUGAAACAAAGCAAGAGAGAGUGAUGCUGCAUGCAUGCCAUCCUCCUGUCCCCAUGGCCCAGCCUCUGGGUGACAUAAGGUGGUGGGACCUGGACUGGAGGCUGGGAGAGGGGGAAUUGCAAGCAGCAGAAUGACUGGGAGAAAGUCCUCUUCCAAUCUGCCUUUAGAAGAGAAGCGUUAUUUGAGCUGUUGCUAUCUGUGGUUGGACUGGAUGGCAAGCCACCAAGAAAGCACCCUGGGGAGGAUGCGUAACCUGGUGAGCACCACGUUGAUCACCUCCUGGGAGACUAUAAAUGGGCAGCUUUUCUCACGGUACUUCAGAUACUUGAAUUCUGUUCCAAAACCAACAGAGCAGAUCUGGCUGCAAGGUCUGUCCCCGUAGAUGCAUCCUGAAAAUUGUGGUUCCCUUCAGCAAGCAAAUGUCACUCAGGAGCUUGUGCCUCGCUUCUGCCAGCCUGGUUCCUCAUCAGGCUGCUCACUGCCACAGGCAGCUGCACCUCCAGGCACACAGUGUCCUGAAAAGCAGACUGCAAUCACUCCCCAUGUCCUCUCCUUCACCCAUUUUGAACUGCAGAUUGUGUUCCAUGAUGCUGUGUUUGUCUGGUACAAGACACAAAAAGGAUUAUAUGUGUCUCUGCACCCUGACUCCACUGCAGCAGUGGGAAGAAAGGUGCUCUCUGCCCAUUUUGUAUGACGGUACAGCCUGCUGCCAACACCUCUCAUUGCUUCUGCUGCUGUCUUCUCUAAAUGCCUUUAACAACAGUGUUAGCCUUGAUCUAAUGACACGUAGACACUUUAUGAAAAAAAAGUCUGCUCCAUUGCCAGAUCCAGCUGUGUCGGUGAGCUACAGAAAAGAAAUAAACAUUGUUGGAAAAAGCACA
Molecule: messenger RNA, 1896 nt
Organism: Phasianus colchicus (ring-necked pheasant)
Lineage: Eukaryota; Metazoa; Chordata; Aves; Galliformes; Phasianidae
Gene: RND2
Product: Rho family GTPase 2
Biological process (GO): small GTPase-mediated signal transduction
Molecular function (GO): GTP binding; GTPase activity
Source: RefSeq, a predicted model, not a curated record